GGAGUCACAGAGGGUCCGGAGGCUCCUCCCCUGGGGUGGCCGAGCAGGAAGCGGGGCGCGCGGCGGGCGGGGGCGCGGCGCGGUGCGGGGCGAGCGCGCGGGGCGCAGGCGGCGGAGUAUGCGCGGGCCUCGGCGGCCAGCCCCGGCGCACAGCCGCGGCCGGGGCGCGCGGCGCGGGGCGGAAAAGCCUGUUUACACAGACUGCACACCGCCUGGGGAAUAAUGCAGUAAAGGAAGUGAGCCGGCUCGGCCUGACUGCUCCAACUUCCUGCUCUCACACAACCACCAGAAAAAAAAAAAAAAAAAAAAGAGGAGCGAGAGAAAGAAAAAAAAAGGGGGAAAAAUCAGGAUCUCAUUACAAGAGCAACAGACCGUCUGCAGACGCCUGUCAGCAUGGAAAGUCGGGGGCUUUCGCCCGGUUCCUCCUAGAAAUUCCCCCGAAGAAGGAUCUUGAAAGCUCCCCCACAUCUGGGUAUGGAGAGCGCGAUCACGCUGUGGCAGUUCCUGUUGCAGUUGCUGUUAGACCAGAAGCAUGAACAUCUGAUCUGCUGGACCUCCAGCGAUGGCGAAUUCAAGCUCCUCAAAGCGGAAGAAGUGGCCAAACUGUGGGGACUCCGCAAGAACAAAACAAACAUGAACUACGAUAAGCUGAGCAGAGCCCUUCGAUACUACUACGACAAGAACAUCAUCAAAAAGGUGAUUGGGCAGAAGUUUGUGUACAAGUUUGUCUCUUUCCCGGAGAUACUGAAAAUGGACCCUCACGCGGUGGAGAUCAGCCGGGAGAGCCUUUUGCUGCAGGACAGCGACUGCAAGGUGCCUCCCGAGGGCCGCGAGGCACACAGACACGGCUUGUCAGCCCUCAAAAGCGCAAGCCGCAACGAAUACAUCCACUCAGGCCUGUACUCGUCCUUCACCAUUAAUUCCCUGCAGAACCCACCAGAAUCCUUCAAGGCAAUCAAGACAGAGAAGCUGGAGGAGCAGCCAGAAGACAGCCCUCCCGUGGAAGAAGUCAGGACUGUCAUCAGGUUUGUGACCAAUAAAACCGACAAGCACACCAGCAGGCCCGUGGUGCCCCUGCCCUCCACCUCUGAGGCCUUCCUGGCCUCGUCCGCCUCAGCCAAGGUCUCCUCUUUAAUGUUGCCAAAUGCCGCCAGCAUUUCGUCCGCUUCACCCUCCUCGUCUCGGUCCCCGUCCCUGUCCCCCAGCUCGCCCCUCCCUUCUGAACACAGAAGCCUCUUCCUGGAGGCCGCCUGCCAUGACUCCGAUUCCCUAGAGCCCUUGAACCUGUCAUCGGGCUCCAAGACCAGGUCUCCAUCUCUUCCCCCAAAGGCCAAAAAACCCAAAGGCUUGGAAAUCUCUGCGCCCCCGCUGGUGCUCUCUGGCACUGACAUCGGCUCCAUCGCCCUCAACAGCCCAGCUCUCCCCUCGGGAUCCCUCACCCCAGCCUUCUUCACCGCACAGACACCAAAUGGAUUGCUUCUGACCCCGAGUCCACUGCUAUCCAGCAUACAUUUCUGGAGCAGCCUUAGUCCAGUUGCUCCUCUGAGUCCUGCCCGGUUGCAAGGGCCAAACACGCUGUUCCAGUUUCCAACACUGCUUAAUGGCCACAUGCCAGUGCCAAUCCCCAGUCUGGAUAGAGCUGCUUCUCCAGUACUGCUUUCUUCGAACUCUCAGAAAUCCUGAUGACAUCUGGCCACAAUUAAAGACUUAUUAACUGAUGAGACAAAUUUGUCCCCCGGGCUAGUUUACCUGUGUCAUGAGAAGGACAUUGUGAAACCCUCUGUUAAUUUGGUUUGCACUUUUCAUAACAUGGAUGGUCUAGAUUUAUGUUAGCAUUUUUAAAACUUUUUUUUUUAUAUUCAAGUAUAUAUGAAGAUCUGUUUGGCAUUAAGUGAAUUUUAAUGUUUUUGUUUUAUAUCUUCUUAGCUCUUAAGUGUUGAACACUGUUGACAGUGAAGAACUUUUCUUAAUGGUUUUCAGUAUAACUAAUAAGGAUGUGAAGCUUUUUUUCUCUUUAAUUCCGCAUAUGCUGAACUAUGCUUAUAGACACUAUAACCAGCUGUGCCUUCCUUUGCAUUUAGUUUUAUGUAAAUGAUUUAUAUAUUUUUUAGUAUUAAGAGAAAAUGUUUGAAAGACAAAAAUUAGUAUCAAACAGCUCUCUAGUAGAAUUUCAUUAUUUUCCACAAGUAGGCAACAUGAAAGCAUAUUCAUAUUUUUCCUUUUCGCUUUCAAUUGUAUAAGAAUUGCCUUAGAACCUCUUUUGAACUGAAAUUCAGUAAAUGUCCAAGUUAAUGUUUUUAUAAAAUAAACUAAGCCAUAUUUAGAAAAUAAACAUUCAUAAAAGAAAAUGUUCUAAAGUGCAUUUUUUAAAAAAUGAACUUUGAAAGGCUAGCCACCUAGCUGUUUACAAUCUUUUAGACUCCUCCCAAGCAUAAACCGGAGAUGGAAAUCUACAUCAAGUUCACUCUACCCAUGGCCUUGAAAUAUCUAUGUAAGCAUGUUCUUAUUUCAAAAAAUCAGCUGUGGUUCUCCCAGUUUCCCUAGAGAAUCACACCCCUGAUAUAUUUCCUGUACCAUUAUGAGUUAGGGUAAACCCCUACAACCAUAAUUAACAUUUAAAACACCUAUGCUUUGGAAGAGGCUCACAGACAACAAUUUUAGAACACCAAGUAUCUCCAUGUGUAUAGGCAUAGCCUUGCCUGUGAAACUGAGAGGUAGAAUACAUUGCUUUAUCUAUUACUAAGGUUAUGGGGAGAAUGAAGGAAACGAUACAAGAAAUAUAAAACUCUUCAGGAACCUCAUCAUUAUGGAACUGAAUUAGUAACAAUUUGGAGCACUCAGCAGUUAACUCUCUUGUGUAGCACAGUUUAGAGCAGUAAUAACAGAAACAUCAGGCACCACUCUAAGGCACUGUUCUGUACACGAGGUAGGAAAAUUCUAAUGUGGAGAGAACUGGAAAGUGUCCGGCACUUUCGAUUCAAGAUCAGAUCAUCCUGAACUAUAAGUAACCAAUUUGAAAUAUGGCUAAAUAACUGACUCCAAAGUAGGUGUUAAGUGGCAAGGAUUAUGAAAAAGCAUAAAAAAUAAAGCUUGUAAAAACACAUUUCUGCAAUUUUCUAAAAAUCUUGAGAUUUUUCAAUUGGAAUUAAGCAUCUCUGUACAUCUCCAAUAUACAACUCUGGAUAUAAAUUCCAAAAUCCACAGACACUACUGUCACUCCCUCAUAGGCUGAGGAAAAUUCUGUACUAAAAUAAAAGAGCUGGUCUGGGGAACUGAGAUGUACCCAACAUGAAAUGCUACAGGUAGAGGGGGCCUUUGAGAAUGCUUCUCACCACUGUCUCCACAUAAGGCAAUUACACAAACAACUGGGAGCUGCCUGAGGCCACACAGCUCAUUUAAGAUAGAACAGUGACUGGUGCUCAGUCCAGUUAUGCUUUUCCACUCCUGGCUGUAACUAACUACUGGCCCCAAGCUCUAUGUUAGAACAUUAAAAACAAUUCAUCGGAUAAGUGAAGAACAUACCCCCAAAUGGAAGAUUCUUACAGAGAAAGUUAAUCAAUGUACAAAAACUUCAACCAAAAAUAUUUUUAAGUGUAUAUGCUGAUUGGAAAUAUUCAAAUGACUAUAAACCCAAUUCCUAUAUUUCCUUCCUUGAAAUACUAUGGACUCUAGCUGUUUAUUAGAAACGGAAAAACACCAUAAUUUUUAUGGAUCAGAAAACUAUGACACAAAUAGAGAAUUGGAGGUAUUGAAAUGUAACUCUUAUAGCUCUGCCUCAUUCUGUGUGUGUGUGUGUGUGUGUGUGUGUGUGUGUUUUAACAGUUAUUUUAGAGAAUAGAUUUCAAAGAACAUAUUAAAUAACUUUUUCCUUUUUAUUGUCUGCUUGAUCAGUGUUAAACUACUACUAUAGCUAAGGUUUUAUAGAACUAUAACCUAAACGUUGGUUUCUUUGUACACACCUUUUCUAUGAGUGCAUAUCUUCAUUCACUUUCAUAUAUGUAUCAAUUUUACUAUUGUUUUUGUUCAAUAAAUACUUUGUGAUAAAAGGUGCAAGGAGGCAAGUGGGUUGGUUUACUUCCAUUUACUUGGAACGAUCCAAAUUUUGCUUUUCUAUAUGGGUAAGAGCUGAAAAAUAAGUCCUGGCCUCUAGCCUCAAAUAUGAUACAUCAAAACAUGCUAUUGUAUAUAUAAUCUGCUUCAAAGAGAUAUUUAAUGAAACAAUUAUUGAGGUUGAAUUGGUGAGGGUUGGGGAGGAGAAAGGGUUUGAAAAGUGGUCCCCUCAUCUUUUAAAUCUUAAGGUUUACCAAUCAUUCUACAUUGAAAGAUAGGGUAGGUGAUGAGGAAGGGAAAAAAAACAAAUGAUCAUUUCUUUUAGCUGCAACUAAUAUCAUACUCAAUGGUAACUGAAAGUGUUUUCCCCUAACAUAAAGAACAAGGAUACUCUCUGUUGCCAAUUCUACUUCAACACAGUACCGAAAGUCCUAACCAAAGUUAAUUAGGCAAGAAAAAUAAAUCCAAAUUAUACAGGAUCUCUAUUCAUAGAAGACAUCGUGUUACAUGUAGAAAACCUUAAAGAACCCACAAAAAAAAGUUAAUAACGUCAGCAAAAUUAUAGGACACAAAAUCAACAAAACAAAAAUCAUUUGUAUUUCUACACACUAGCAAAUGAAAAAUUCAGAAAAGAAAAUAAUUCUGUCUAUAAUAACAUCAAAAAGAAUAGAAUACUUAGGAAUAAAAUUCAUCAAGGAGGCACAAGACUUAUAUACUGAAAAACUACAAAACAUUGCUAAAAGAAAUUAAAGACAUCCUGCAUUUAUGGAAAGAUUUAAUAUUAAGAUCACAGAACUCCCAAAUUAAUCUACAGAGUCAAUCAAUGCAAUUCCUAUCACAAUCCCAAUGGCGUAUUUCCUCAGAAAUAGAAAAAUCCCAUCCUAAAAUUUAUAUGGAAUUUCAAGGGACCCUGAAUAGCCAAAACA
Molecule: messenger RNA, 4976 nt
Organism: Panthera uncia (snow leopard)
Lineage: Eukaryota; Metazoa; Chordata; Mammalia; Carnivora; Felidae
Gene: ELK3
Product: ETS transcription factor ELK3
Exons: 5
Coding region: 475-1683 (402 amino acids)
Biological process (GO): cell differentiation; regulation of transcription by RNA polymerase II
Cellular component (GO): nucleus
Molecular function (GO): DNA-binding transcription factor activity, RNA polymerase II-specific; sequence-specific DNA binding
Source: RefSeq, a predicted model, not a curated record